AUGGUUAAAGAUCAAGAUAAAGAUGAGCGAGCAGCAUUUAACAGUUUCAUAUUCAAUACGACGAAUGAAGUAUUGAAUUCAAUAUCAAUAGUUUCAGCAUGUUUUGUAGUCUGUACGAUAUCGUAUUUAAGGAUCAAUCGAAAAUCGUUGGCAAAUCGAGUAUCAUUCCGUCUACAAGCUUACGUUUCAAUGACUGAUUUGUUGUUUUCGGCUUUUCAGAUUAUGAUGGUGAAUUCUUCUCCACCUGGUAACUGGGUAUGUCAUGUGGCACCUUGGGGAUUUGUUUUCACAUCAUUGCUCAGCCUUUUCCUAACGGUAGCCUUGACGUUCAAUUUACAAAUCAUCUUUGUACAUAAUUAUAUGCAUACAAAAAAAUUCGAAAAAUAUUAUGUUAUGAUCCCUUUUUUUUCAUCAUUUAUUUUGAGUAUUUUGCCAGUUCUAUUUGACGCACUCGGAUUUGAUGAGAAAGAAAUUAGUUGUUGGUAUAAACAUGGAAAUACGACGAAUUCAGUUAUAUGGCAAUGGACAACAUUACAUGGAUGGAUCAUUCUCUCCAUAGGUUAUUGUAUAACAUCUGUACUCCUGAUUAUAUAUCGACUUCGUACGGUGAAUAACCAAUCUUAUAUCUCGAAUGACAUAAUGUCAACCGACACGAAUAAACGUUUCUCUCAAUCGCGGAUUAGACAGCAAUUGCUCAUCAAUCGGGCAGUACAACGAAUAGUUUUAUAUCCUAUAAUACCCAUUAUUUGUUUUUCUUUUAAUAUUAUCGCGACUUUAGUAUUUUAUAUCAGACAAGAGAAUUAUUUUCCAGUGCAAAUGGCAUCAAAUGUUGGAACGAGCUCACAAGGAACUUUAAACGCUUUGGUGUUCUGUUUUGAUCCGAUCAUGAAACACGUGUGGACGGAAAUAGCUGAGAAAUGGUUUAAAGUUGAUGAUAAGGUCGUGAAAAAAAGUGGUGGUGAAAGUGGUGAAGGUGGUGAAGGGGAACCAGAGUCAAGAUAUGGUUAUGACAUUGUAACACUUUUGUAA
Molecule: messenger RNA, 1029 nt
Organism: Funneliformis geosporum
Lineage: Eukaryota; Fungi; Glomeromycota; Glomeromycetes; Glomerales; Glomeraceae
Source: the annotation of a GenBank genome assembly